This is a messenger RNA of Knipowitschia caucasica, 1095 nucleotides long. Lineage: Eukaryota; Metazoa; Chordata; Actinopteri; Gobiiformes; Gobiidae. The record is from the annotation of a GenBank genome assembly.
AUGGUGAAUGAGAUCCCACUCUUGUUUAGAUUGUGGGUCUUCCGCAACCUCAUCAUGGCAACGUCUGGAAAGAGCAUCGGCAUCGUGAUUAUGUUUUCCGGCACGGAGAAGGCCCUCAGGAGAAGGCCCUCAGGAGGAGGCUCUCAAGAGGAGGCUCUCAGGAGGAGGCCCUCAGGAGGAGGCCCUCAGGAGGAGGCCCUCAGGAGGAGGCUCUCAGGAGGAGGCCCUCAGGAGGAGGCCCUCAGGAGGAGGCUCUCAGGAGGAGGCUCUCAGGAGGAGGCCCUCAGGAGGAGGCCCUCAGGAGGAGGCUCUCAGGAGGAGGUUCUCAGGAGGAGGCCCUCGGGAGGAGGCUCUCAGGAGGAGGCUCUCAGGAGGAGGCCCUCAGACGGAGGCUCUCAGGAGGGAGGCCCUCGGGAGGAGGCUCUCAGGAGGAGGCUCUCAGGAGGAGGCCCUCAGACGGAGGCUCUCAGGAGGAGGCCCUCGGGAGGAGGCUCUCAGGAGGAGGCCCUCAGGAGGAGGCCCUCAGGAGGAGGCUCUCAGGAGGAGGCCCUCAGGAGGAGGCUCUCAGUAGGAGGCCCUCAGGAGGAGGCCCUCAGGAGGAGGCUCUCAGGAGGAGGCCCUCAGGAGGAGGCCCUCAGGAGGAGGCUCUCAGGAGGAGGCUCUCAGGAGGAGGCCCUCAGGAGGAGGCCCUCAGGAGGAGACUCUCAGGAGGAGGCUCUCAGGAGGAGGCCCUCGGGAGGAGGCUCUCAUGAGGAGGCCCUCAGAAGGAGGCUCUCAGGAGGAGGCUCUCAGGAGGAGGCCCUCGGGAGGAGGCUCUCAGGAGGAGGCCCUGAGGAGGAGGCUCUCAGGAGGAGGCCCUCAGAAGGAGGCUCUCAGGAGGAGGCCCUCGGGAGGAGGCUCUCAGGAGGAGGCCCUCAGGAGGAGGCCCUCAGGAGGCGGCUCUCAGGAGGAGGCCCUCAGGAGGAGGCUCUCAGGAGGAGGCUCUCAGUAGGAGGCCCUCAGGAGGAGGCCCUCAGGAGGAGGCUCUCAGGAGGAGGCCCUCAGGAGGAGGCCCUCAGGAGGAGGCUCUCAGGAGGAGUCUGUUAUCUUGAAUGA